Messenger RNA from Triticum dicoccoides, 1036 nucleotides. Its product is annotated as probable WRKY transcription factor 56. The coding region runs from base 79 to 768 and encodes 229 amino acids. Gene Ontology annotation, molecular function: sequence-specific DNA binding; DNA-binding transcription factor activity. Gene Ontology annotation, biological process: regulation of DNA-templated transcription. NCBI's taxonomy places the organism in Eukaryota, Viridiplantae, Streptophyta, Magnoliopsida, Poales, Poaceae. The record is from RefSeq and is a predicted model, not a curated record. The transcript has 2 exons.
CUCCAUCCAUCGGUCUCCUCUCCGGCCGCCGGAGCAACCGAUCGAGCGGUAGGCACGUACGUCACUUCCGUAUUUCUGAUGGAGAACUUCCGUGAGGGAGACGAUCGCCUGCAACUGCAAGGGGACGACGAGCUGUUCCAUCACUUCAACUAUCUACAGUCUUCGCCGCUGAUGGAGCAGCAGCAGCUGCUGCAGCCGCAGUCGUCAACGUGUGACGCUGCGGCGGACCUGGGUGGCCCGCCGGGGAUGCCCAUGCCCGGGCUGGUGGACUGGGCGUCCCUGCUUCUCCCGCUGGGGCCGGGCGCCGCCGCUGGGUCCACGUCGCAGCAGCAGGUGGUGGCCGGUGUGGUCGGGGAGGAGAUGGUGAGUGGCGUGGCGGGGGCGGCCGCGCCGGAGAGUGGUGCCGGGAGCAGUAGUGGCGUGGGAAGGGAGGAGACGAAAGGGAAGGGCAGUGCGCGCGGGCGGGGGAGCAGGAAGGCGAGCCGGCCGCGGUUCGCGUUCCAGACCAAGAGCGAGAACGACGUCCUCGACGACGGCUACCGGUGGAGGAAGUACGGCCAGAAGGCCGUCAAGAACAGCGCCUUCCCCAGGAGCUAUUACCGGUGCACGCACCACACAUGCAACGUGAAGAAGCAGGUGCAGCGGCUGGCCAAGGACACGAGCAUCGUGGUGACCACGUACGAGGGCGUCCACAACCACCCCUGCGAGAAGCUCAUGGAGGCCCUCAACCCCAUCCUCAGGCAGCUUCAGUUCCUCUCGCAGCUCUAACCAAUCAACCGUCUGCAUGUGGAAUGCGUACGUAGAGUACGUACGUGGCCUACAGCCCAGUGUACUCAGUCCGGGAAGAGAAGGGAAUAACAUGUCCUACCUCCCAAUUACUCACUAUACAACAACUGAUCUCUCUCUCCAUAUAUGGUGUAUGUGCUUACUCUUGUUUACAUGCACGUAGAGAUGAAGACGCAUGUGCAAAUACAUGAUACAUAUAGUCGUCCUUGUAAUUUCGUCGUUUAUAAGUUAAUAACACAUUUACAAAUUA